CACACUUAACAACUCACUUCCUCACUCCAAAAACCCCACACUAUUAGUAAUGGUACCCACUCCCCAUUAAACCCAUCUCAAGAACACUCUCAAAAAGCUCUCUUUUCAGAGCUACUGAUCCCUUCAAAUUUUCAGUUUGUCCCAGUAUGGCAUCAAAGCUUAAUCCUCCCGGAAAUAGAACCCGGAGCCCUUUGUCGAUAUUUAUAGUAUUUUGUUUGUGCUGUUUCUUUUAUGUCUUGGGAGCGUGGCAGAAGAGUGGUUUUGGAAAAGGAGAUAGCAUAGCCUUUGAAGUAACUAAACAAACAGAUUGCAACAUCUUUAAGGAUCUGAACUUUGAACCUCGUCAUAACAUUGUUGAGAUUAUCCAACCAUCUAAGCCACAAGUUGAAGUAUUUAGUCCAUGCGAUGUUAAGUAUACUGAUUACACGCCUUGUCAAGAACAAGAUCGAGCAAUGAAAUUUCCACGUGAAAAUAUGGUAUAUAGGGAAAGACAUUGUCCUCCGGAAGAAGAAAAAUUGCAUUGCCUUAUUCCAGCACCAGAAGGGUAUAAACCCCCAUUUGCAUGGCCAAAAGGCCGCGACUAUGUCCAUUAUGCUAAUGUUCCGUAUAAACACCUAACUACGGAAAAGGCUAAUCAACACUGGGUGGAGUUUGAAGGUGAUGUGUUCAGAUUUCCAGGUGGAGGAACCAUGUUCCCUCAGGGUGCAGAUAAAUAUAUUGAUGAGCUUGCUUCAGUAAUUCCAAUAGCAGAUGGAUCUGUCAGAACUGCUCUGGAUACUGGUUGUGGGGUUGCGAGCUGGGGUGCAUAUCUCAUGAAAAGAAAAGUAUUGACCAUGUCCUUUGCCCCAAGGGACAAUCACGAGGCACAGGUACAAUUUGCAUUGGAGAGGGGAGUACCUGCUAUUAUUGGGGUGCUUGGAUCAAUACGUCUUCCAUUCCCAUCUAGAGCCUUUGAUAUGGCUCAAUGCUCUCGAUGUCUAAUCCCAUGGGCCUCAAAUGAGGGAACGUACCUGAUGGAAGUUGACCGUGUACUCAGACCUGGAGGAUACUGGAUCUUAUCUGGUCCUCCAAUAAAUUGGAAGACCUACUAUCAGACCUGGAAGCGGUCUAAGAAAGAUCUGCAGGCUGAACAAAGAAAGAUUGAAGAGCUUGCUGAAAGCCUAUGCUGGGAGAAGAAGUAUGAAAAUGGCGAUAUUGCAAUAUGGAGGAAAAAGAUAAAUGACAAAAACUGUCAAAGGAAGUCUAACAGUUUUUGUGAAAUUCAGAAAUUGGAUGACGUCUGGUACAAGGAAAUGCAAACAUGUGUAGCCCCUUUCCCUAAGGUUACCAGCGCAAAGGAAGUAGCAGGUGGGGAAUUGAAGAAGUUUCCGGAAAGGCUUUAUGCAGUACCUCCUCGAAUAGCCAAGGGACUUGUUGAGGGUGUCACAGAAGAAUCUUACCAAGAGAACAAUAAACUCUGGAAAAAACACGUAACUGAAUACAAAAGGAUUAACAGAUUACUUGGCACUGCAAGAUAUAGGAAUGUGAUGGAUAUGAAUGCUGGUCUCGGGGGAUUUGCAGCAGCACUUGAAUCAUCAAAAUCUUGGGUGAUGAAUGUUGUGCCUACUGUUGCUCAGAAUACUUUAGGCGUUAUUUAUGAGCGAGGUUUAGUUGGCAUUUAUCACGACUGGUGUGAAGGGUUCUCAACCUAUCCAAGGACAUAUGACCUCAUUCAUGCUGAUGGUGUAUUCAGCCUGUAUCAGAAGAUAUGUAAAAUAGAGGACAUACUUCUAGAGAUGGAUCGGCUUUUACGUCCCGAAGGGUCAGUUAUAUUCAGAGAUGAGGUUGAUGUUCUGAAUGAAGUCAAGAGAAUCACUGGAGGCAUGAGAUGGGACACAAAAAUGAUGGACCAUGAGGAUGGCCCUCUUGUACCUGAGAAAAUUCUGGUUGCUGUCAAACAGUACUGGACCGGCAGCUCCGUUAAAAGCAGUUCCGAUGAUGAACAAACCACAAAGUAAUGCACAUUCAGCACCAGAAAAAAGGUGAUUAAGUUUCUCCGAAGGGGAUGAUUAGAAACGGAAGCGGUAAGUUAAUUCAUGGAAUGUUUUUGAUAAUGCAUAGUAAAUGUACCAAAGCUAAACACACUCUUGGAUAUGAUUUCGGAAGGCACUACAUAAUUUGUGUAGCUGAAAAAAUAAUUAGGUGAGAAUUCAAGAUUAAAUUAGUUAAUUGAUUGGAUAUUCAUUUAUUUAUGUAUCAUGUAUUGUUUUUGAUCUUAUAAUUGAUUUUUGUGCAAUGCAUACCAA
Molecule: messenger RNA, 2285 nt
Organism: Mercurialis annua (annual mercury)
Lineage: Eukaryota; Viridiplantae; Streptophyta; Magnoliopsida; Malpighiales; Euphorbiaceae
Product: probable methyltransferase PMT14
Exons: 7
Coding region: 147-1997 (616 amino acids)
Cellular component (GO): endosome; cytoplasm; trans-Golgi network
Molecular function (GO): methyltransferase activity
Source: RefSeq, a predicted model, not a curated record